Molecule: messenger RNA, 633 nt
Organism: Perkinsus marinus ATCC 50983
Lineage: Eukaryota; Perkinsozoa; Perkinsida; Perkinsidae
Exons: 7
Coding region: 1-633 (210 amino acids)
Source: RefSeq, a predicted model, not a curated record
AUGGAAUUAUCAACACUUCAUGAUGGACUAAGGCGAUGCACGGCCAAGGCCAUUUUGGAAACGCAUGCGAGGCGAUUUGAUGAGGAGACGGGUCGUUUGAUACCACAACACGAGCAAACAUCUAGUACAAUUAUCGAGGUGCUCCUCACUAGUCUUCAUAAGCUUGGAAUAAAGGGAAGGAAAGCGCUGACUAAUUUUAUUGUCGACCAAAUGCUUGAUUUAACAUUCAAGCAUGAUUUCUCAAUACUUUUCGUACGCCUAUAUCAUGACUUGGCCUUAGCUCGGACGAGUCCAGCUGAAGUGGGGGGCUUGGGAGUUGGGGAUGCUUCUACUGAGAUCCAGCGGCAUAGUGAAUUGGGCGACUUUACGUGUCAGAUGUUUACUCGAAAAGACGUUACUGUUAUGCUAGCCACAGAAUUCGAUGUACUUGGUACGAUAUUGAGAACUGCACGAGACAUGCUAAUGCGGACUGUGAUGCAGGAGGGAGGAGUUUAUCGCGGAGUUGAUAUUACGCAUCCUAUCAUCAAGAAACACGAGCUCACGCAGUGUACUAUGGACUUGCUCUAUGUGUUGGAUCAUGAGGAAGUUCAUGAAGUGAUAAUGCGAAAUGAGGGGAAGAUGAUGAAAGAGUAA